AGCCAAAAGCUUACUCCUUCCUUAAGACAAAAAGAAAAGCCUUCUCCUCUCCGUUUGUAUAAAUCUCCGCCCCGCCGUAGCUUCGCGCGCGGCUUCUCCACGGCAAGCUUGAGAGGGGGAUCGAGAUGGCGCGGCACUACUCGUGGGCCUCUGGCGCUCAUCCUCUGCUCCUCGCCUGCGCUCUCAUGGCGGCUCUCGCAGGAUCGAUCGUGCUCGCUGACGGCAUCAUCUUCCACGUGGCGAACAAGUGCCCGUUCCCGGUGUGGCCGGCGUCCGCGCCCAACACGGGUCACCCGGUCCUCGCCGACGGUGGCUUCUUCCUCCCGCCGGGGAAGACCAAGCGCGUCGCUGCGCCGGCCACCUGGAACGGCCGCUUCUGGGCCCGCACCGGAUGCAACUUCACCACGGGCGAUGGUGCCUACGGCAACGGCAAGCCCAAGGGCGCCGCGUGCCUCACCGGCGACUGCGAGGGCCGCCUCGCUUGCAACGGGUCCAUCGGCGCCCCUCCCGCCACCCUCAUUGAGGUGAACCUGCACGCGGACCAGAGCAAGGGGAGCUCCUACGACGUCAGCCUCGUGGACGGGUACAACCUCCCGGUGGCCGUGUCCACCAAACCCGCCAACGGCACGGACCACAAAUGCUCCAUCGCCGGCUGCGCCAAGGACGUGAACGCGGUCUGCCCGCUGGAGCUACAGGUGACCGCCACCGCCGGCGGCGGCGCGAAGACGAAGACGGUGGUGGCGUGCAAGAGUGCGUGCCUGGCGUUCGGGCUCGACGCCUUCUGCUGCCGCGGCGCGUACGCGACGCCGGCCGCGUGCCGGGGCAGCAUGUACUCGCGGCUGUUCAAGGACGCCUGCCCGGCGUACUACAGCUACGCGUACGACACCACCGCCGCCACGGCGAGCGGGUGCUACGCGCAGGAGUAUGUGAUAACUUUCUGCCCGUCCAGAUGGGGCGAGGAGCCCGAUCGUGUGGCCCAGAUUUGAUGUCAGAAUAAUCGUAUGUACUAUGAUAUUACAUAAAAAUUACUAUUUUUAUUUUUUUAAGAUAUUAUUUUAGCAUUCAGCACACAGAACAA
This is a messenger RNA of Phragmites australis (common reed), 1078 nucleotides long. Its product is annotated as thaumatin-like protein. Gene Ontology annotation, cellular component: extracellular region. Gene Ontology annotation, biological process: defense response. Bases 126 to 986 code for a protein of 286 amino acids. The transcript has 2 exons. Lineage: Eukaryota; Viridiplantae; Streptophyta; Magnoliopsida; Poales; Poaceae. The record is from RefSeq and is a predicted model, not a curated record.